UUCUCUUAAGGAGACUGAGUGCUUCAACGCGGGAGUACAAAUGCAAUACAUAUACAGUUCGCGAGGACUGACUAUACAACUAAGGGGCAUGUAUGUGGUGAGAGAAGUGAUUGCAUCCAUGGAAGGAAAACAAGAAAUGAGCACUACUGCUUCAACUGAAAGAAGUGGAAAAUAAACUGCAAGGACUCUAUAAGACACAAAGUGGUAACAAGACACUGCUCACAGUGACUUCAGACAACGUUUUCACAGAAUGCAGUACACGGUUCCUGGUGAGUACAAAACUAGGACAACCAUUUACAGCAGUUCUAUAAAGCAGACAGUAAUUCUUACAUGGUGCUGCAUUAAACAAAACACCAAAACACUUACUUUAAAUGAACAUGUACUACCCUUACACGUGGAACAUGAAUGUGCUAAAUAACAAAAUGUUCCAGUGUGCAAUAAUAUUUGUAGAAGGACAUACUGCAGCAAUGUCAUAAAUUCAGGAGCUAGCUGCUGGGGUUAGGUUACUAGCAGAUAAUACCCUCCUAGAGGGGGGAGCACAGUCACACAGGGCAAACAGAUGGGUUUAAAUUAAGAAAAUCCCUCAUCUGCCUCAUUAUAAAGGAUGAGCAAGGCAUUUAAAUGAUAUUAAAACAUGGAUAUGGAUAUUUGGAAAAAUAAAUAAAAAAAAAGCAUUUCUGGAGAUCUAGACACACAUAUACCUUUUCUGCCUUAUCUAGAUGAACAUAAGAGGAGGUUUCACAGUUUCAUAUCCAGGCACUUAUUGGAUAUUCCAAGCCAUAUCUCUGACAGCUGAGGGGUUAAGCAAACAGCUCCCACACACACACAAAAAAUAAUAAUCAAGACACUCCUUGUGUGGCAGGAGAAAGGAUGGUGAAGGCUGGCGAUUAGACAAUGCAAGUGGACCUCACUGUGGUACAUGGGAAGAACAGGUCCCAGACUAAUUCAAAACUUUCAUCUCUCUUCUACCACUGGAGAAAAAUCCACAUCAUGGACCCUUGUAAGGGCACAGCAGUUAUGUCCUCUCUUAAGCAGAAACAAUAAUGGAUACAAACUAAGUGAGGAUCAAUAACAUGGGUCGAAUAAGAAAAACAAGAUAACGGCAAUGGCUAAGUGAAAGGGACAUGCAAGAAGCAGUUUUGACAUACCCCAGGUUAGCUGGAACACUUUCCAACCCUGAUUCUGUUCACUGGCAAGAAAUGACAGAGCUCAAUCAGUCUUAUCCUGCUAGCCCCAGUACGGACGCUGCAUCUCCUAAGUGCUGGAUUGCACUUCUCACCCUUAUGGUCAUUGUGCCCACAAUUGGAGGCAAUAUCUUGGUAAUCUUGGCCAUAUCACUAGAGAAGAAACUACAGAAUGCUACCAACUACUUCCUUAUGUCGCUGGCUGUGGCAGACCUGCUGGUUGGAAUAUUUGUGAUGCCAGUCGCACUCCUCACCAUUAUAUUCAGACCUGUUUGGCCACUGCCACACUGCCUGUGUGCAAUCUGGCUAUUUCUCGAUGUCCUGUUUUCCACAGCAUCCAUCAUACACCUUUGUGCCAUAUCUUUAGACCGGUACAUUGCAAUCAAGAAACCUAUCCAAGCCAGUCAAUUCAACACCAGAGCAAAAACGCUAAUUAAGAUAGCAGUGGUGUGGCUGAUAUCAGCAGGCAUUGCUGUUCCCAUACCGAUCCAAGGUCUCCUCAAACCAUACACCAUCUUCAACACAAACGACACCUGUGUGGUUCGGACUGAGCACUUCAAGUACUUUAUUAUUUAUGGCUCCAUGGCAGCAUUUUUUGUCCCUUUUGGGAUCAUGGUGGUAAUUUACUUUCUGACUAUUCACUUAUUGAAGAAAAAGGCUUAUCUGAUCAAGAACAAGCCCCCUCAACGGCUCACAUGGUCUACAGUGUCAACCAUUUUUCAGCGGGAUAUGACGCCUGGGUCUUCUCCAGAGAAGGUUGCCAUGAUAGAUGGUCCAAGAAGAGAUCGAACAUUGCAGAUUAACAGUGAUGAAAUGCCUAUUCGAAGGCUUUCAAGUGUGGGUAAAAAGUCCAUGCAGAACAUAACCAAUGAGCAAAGGGCUUCAAAAGUCUUGGGCAUAGUGUUUUUCUUGUUUGUGUUUAUGUGGUGUCCAUUUUUUAUUACCAAUGUGGCCUCAGUCCUGUGUGACCCAAAUGACUGUGAUCCCGAUGUAAUCCAAAUGUUAAUGGAGAUCUUUGUGUGGGUUGGCUACAUUUCCUCUGGGGUUAAUCCAUUAGUCUAUACUCUAUUUAACAAGACUUUCAGAGAAGCUUUUGGUCGUUACAUCACCUGUAAUUUCCGUGGUAUACGGUCUGUAACCCUCUUGCGGAACUGUUCUAGUCGGAUAUCAUUCCGGAACUCAAUGGCAGAAAAUUCAAAGCUAAUCAUGAAACAUGGAAUGAAAAAUGGGAUUAACCCAGGCAUGUACCAGAGCCCACUGAGACUGCACAAUUCACAGCUGGAGUCAUCUGCCAUCUUGCUUGACACCCUAUUCCUCACUGAAAACGAAGCUGGAAAGACUGAGGAACAAGUGAGCUAUGUAUAAGUCAGCAACAAAUCAUAUGAUGCAGACCACAUAACUCGUACAUUAAUUUAUAAAUUGCUACAUUUGCAACAAA
Molecule: messenger RNA, 2622 nt
Organism: Pseudophryne corroboree (corroboree frog)
Lineage: Eukaryota; Metazoa; Chordata; Amphibia; Anura; Myobatrachidae
Gene: HTR2B
Product: 5-hydroxytryptamine receptor 2B
Exons: 3
Coding region: 1125-2549 (474 amino acids)
Biological process (GO): release of sequestered calcium ion into cytosol; chemical synaptic transmission; smooth muscle contraction
Cellular component (GO): dendrite; plasma membrane
Molecular function (GO): neurotransmitter receptor activity; G protein-coupled serotonin receptor activity
Source: RefSeq, a predicted model, not a curated record